UCUAUGAUCUACCCACCCACCCACCCCGGCGCAUGCCUAACAUUUUUGGACUUAAACGCAGCAAUUUCCCCAUUGUCCUUUGCCUUCGUCUUCCCUGAGAUCUUUCGUCGGAAAGCUCUUUGAUUUUUUGUUUGUUUGUGUUCGUUUUCUGGGCUAUACCCAUGGAGUCUUCUGUGAAUUCCCGCCACAACCGCACUUUUCUGUCCAAUAUGCAGCCUUCUCUUUCUUUCAUUUGUUUUCAAUUUUGACAUUUUCUGUUUGGUUUCCCUCUCUCUCUUUCUCUCUCCUUGGAAAAUUCAGAAAAUGGUCAAAUCAGGGAAUGGUAAUGGGGGAAAUCCUUAAACAUGCUGCGGCGCAAGUGCUGGAGCUAAUUGAGCUGGGAACAUUUGAUGAAUGCUCCAAGAAAUAAAGAAAAGAAACACGGAAAUCUCUGUUUCUCGUUCGAAUUUCGGGUUUCUGGAGGGGGAGAGAAGAAUGGAUAAAUUUUCCUUCCUUUUUUACCUGAGAAGAAGAAGCUUUGGUUUUCAGGAUGGAUGUUUGUAGUCUCUGCAUUAACUGUUUGAAAUCUUGAGGCUGCCGUACACCAUUGUUGAUAAUCUUGUUUUCUGCGUAGAAAUUUGUUGAGGAGAACAAAAAUGGCGACUUCCCAGGUCCAAACUUCCCCCUCUGAGUGUGUGUUGAGAAAGCAGAGCCAUUUUCACACGAAUCUCAAGGUUUUGAUGAGUUCCUGCGGGUCCGAUCGGCGGGGGAACGGUUCAGAUUCCGAUGAAAACGGUGUCGUGGUUGACAUUACGGACCUCUGGGUUCAUAAACCCCAAUAUCUAGACAAAACGCGUAGGAAUGAUGAAAGGAAUACGAGUACUGAGGAUUCUGGUAAUUGGGGUAAAGUCAGAGAAAUUGUGUUUCCCGGGGUGGGGAAAAACGCGGGUGCGAAUAAAUCGGAGAAUUCGCCGUCUAGGUCGGAUGCCUCGGCGGCGCAGGUUCGUAAUUCCGGCGGCGUCUCCUCCCUUGUGCGGCGGUGGAGAGACUUCGGAGUGGUUGCAAAAACCGCCAAUUCCGCCGCCGCCGCCGCCAACAACAACAACUCCUCUAUUAGCAUCUCCAGAAGCAACUCCACCUCCUCUACACUGUGCGAUGAUUCUUCAAUCGACGGAAGGCUCGUCCAAUCGUCCUCCGGCGACGGCGAAUCCGACAGGACGAUGCCUCACAAAGACUCCGAUGCCUCGGAGAGAGAGAGGCUAAAGGUCGCCGAUAUCAUCAAAAAACUCUCCUGCAACGUCGGCGAAGAAAAUCAAAGCGAUCACGGAGGCACUGAUUCCCCAUUGCCGCGGCUUAGAACUCCGUCCGAUCAUCACCAUUCCGAUCAGUCGCCGUCCAGAUCCCACUCCCUGGCCGUGAAUUCGCCCCGCUUCAUCAGAGGCCGCAAGGCGUUUGUUGAUUUGCUUAUGCAGAUGGAGCGCGAGAGGGUUAGGGAGCUUGAAGGAGUUAUGGAACGCAAAAUCGUCUCAAAAUUCCAGCACAAAGGCCGCAUUCAGGCUAUGCUUCGGCUUAAAUUCCUCAGGCGUCCCGAGGAUGCCAAUGACAGUCGGCCAUUACAUUGCAAGGCGUCGUCUGAAUCGAACCGAUCAAAACAAUCUUCGAUAGUGAAUCUGAGGGAGAGAUUCAAUGCUGUGCUUCAGCAAGGCGUUGCGGAUUCCAAAACAACUCCCAAAGAGGGUGCUGAUAAUAGAGACGUUGUCGAUCGUACCUUAGUAAUUGGAAAUGUUUCCACUUCUUGUCAGGUGAAAGAAGAGAAACAUCCUCAACAAGGGGUGGAAACCUCGUUAAGUCCACAGAACGCGAGGAGUUCUGUUGCAGGCAUUCGACUUGACGGGUGUUCUAAUAGCAAAGAAGUAACAGGGCAAAACGUGAGCUCUGGAGUUAGGCGUAAUGAGGAAACUGGGGAUACCGAAGAAAGGAAAGAAAACUGGGGAACCAGUCACAACAAAGAUGAAGAGACCAUUGGUCAUCAACCAAUGGAAAGUGAAUGGGGGUGGGUAAGGGAGUAUUCUCACGUGCAAAAUAGAUCAGAUGAACUGCAUUACGAUUUCAGUCAAGAUUGGAUAACUGAUGUUUCUCGCCCACAGAGCGUAUGGGAAGAUCUUAGGCAAGCUAGAUACCAAGAAAUGCUCGAUCCGUUCUUAGAUAAUCAAGACAUUCAAGAACUCCUUCAAAGGAGAAGCGUUUCAAAUUUCCUUACGGGAGGCAUGAGGGAGAUCAUAGAUCUGCUGAUGAUAUCUCGCUCACAAGGACACCAAAGAACAAUUGAUACUGCUGUGCAAGAAGUAAAAGAACAAGCAGCAGCAGAUGAUGGUGACAAGGUGGAAGAGCGACGAUGCAUUGCGAGUGGGGAAGAUGAAUAUCAAGAAGAGGAAGACGAAGAAGUUGAUAACCGUGAAGAAGAUAAUGGUGUUAAUGAUGGACCUGCAGGUUCGGUUGAUCAGACGUGGAGCUACAAUCAAGGCCGUGAUUUGAGCGACGACUCUGAUCAGACCACAUCAGCAUACUCCCAAAACAACGAACCGUACCGGUCCUCCCAAAGGCAUCCUUCAAUCGAAAUACAACUCAUAUAUGAACUAAAGACUCACAUGGAGCAACUCCGUCAAGAGAUGUUUGAAGUACAAAGAUCAAUAAAGAGUUGCGUGGACAUGCAAAUGAAACUACAGCGUUCCAUCAAGCACGAAGUCACAGCCGCGCUUGCUCAAUCAGGGCAUAAGAGGGGGAGAGGUUCAGGCAAUAAACGCGUACGCAAAGGGAAUUGUUGCAUUUGUCACGACAUGAAAGUGGACUCUCUUCUUUACAGAUGCGGGCAUAUGUGCACGUGCUUCAACUGCGCUCGCGAGUUGCAGUCAGGCGACGGGAAGUGUCCAAUAUGUCAAGCUCCCAUCCUAGACGUUGUGCGUACACAUACUCAUUAACACAAGCAAAAAAGGGUUUUCUUGCUUAAGAUGAACAGUUAAGAUGAUGAGAAAGAUGAGAUGUAUAAUUCUGGAAUAGGUUAAUCUAUUAAUGGGCAUUUCACAUCAGAUUGACUGAUGAAUGCCCACUCUUCUUCUUCACUGAACCUAACGGAUAAUGCAUCUUCUUUUAGAAUUUUAUGAGUGAUGCUGAAAUUCAAUUAA
Ipomoea nil (Japanese morning glory) is the source of this 3161-nucleotide messenger RNA. RefSeq lists its product as uncharacterized. Lineage: Eukaryota; Viridiplantae; Streptophyta; Magnoliopsida; Solanales; Convolvulaceae. The record is from RefSeq and is a predicted model, not a curated record. The coding region runs from base 636 to 2957 and encodes 773 amino acids. The transcript has 7 exons.